Stereum hirsutum FP-91666 SS1 is the source of this 267-nucleotide messenger RNA. RefSeq lists its product as uncharacterized. NCBI's taxonomy places the organism in Eukaryota, Fungi, Basidiomycota, Agaricomycetes, Russulales, Stereaceae. The transcript has a single exon. The coding region runs from base 1 to 267 and encodes 88 amino acids. The record is from RefSeq and is a predicted model, not a curated record.
AUGGCAUUGUCCAAUACGCUACACCGUUUUACGAACCGCAACCAUCGCUCUCUCACAUCGUCCCUUUUCGGGCUCACAUUCCUCGCUUCUAUCAUCACCGUCUCUGCUUCUGCAGUACUACCAUGUCCCGUGCGUCCCGUACGAACCCGAUUUGCGGACAACGGUGAACAGAUCGGAGAAGACAAGGGGAAGGCAUACUCUGCUGUGGUGGAGAAGAGGCCUAGGAGGUGGAUAGAGGAGAAACCACCGAGCUCGUGGAGUUCAUAG